AUGUGCAAGGGACAUCAUAUUAUUUCAAGAAUUAGGCAUCAAUACUUGAAUCAUGAUAAAUGUAUGACAAUGUUAGCUUCAGCAGGAAUAUAUUUGGUCCUAGAUGUCAACUCCCCCUUGGCCAACCACCACUUAAAUCGAUAUGAACCAUGGACUAGUUACAAUCUGUUUUAUUUUGAAAAUGUAUUCAAAAUAGUUCAACAGUUUUCAUUUUAUAACAACACUUUAGGGUUCCUUGCUGGAAAUGAAGUGAUAAAUGAUCCCAUAUCAGCAUCGGUCUCUGCACCGUAUAUCAAAGCAGUCAUCAGGGACACCAAGAACUACAUCAACAUUAAUUCUCCUCGUCCUAUACCUGUUGGAUAUUCUGCAGCUGAUGAUCUAAAUUAUCGGAUUCCCUUAGCUAAAUAUCUUGAAUGUGCUGAUAACAAUUUAAUGGAAAGCGUUGACUUCUAUGGUGUUAACUCAUACCAAUGGUGUGGUGAUCAAACUUUUUACAGUAGUGGAUACAACAUUUUAGUGGAUGACUAUAAGGGAUAUAGUAAGCCAGUGUUUUUCUCGGAGUAUGGUUGUAAUGAAGUCUUGCCAAGAAACUUUGACGAAGUUCCUGCGUUGUAUACAAAUGACAUGAUUGAUGUCUUCAAUGGUGGGUUGGUUUAUGAAUUUACCCAAGAGGCAAAUAAUUAUGGAUUGGUGGAAAUUUUACCCAAUGGUGAUGUCAAGUUAUUACGCGAUUUUUUGCAAUUAAAACAUAAAUUUGACUCAGUACCAGAAUUGGAUUACUACUUCAUUGUGGAAAGUAUGAAAGAAAAUGCCAAGGAAAUUCAAAUGCGCAUAAAGCAAUCUCAGUCAAUAGUUCCUCGAUGUGAAGACCUGUACCCCAACUUGGAUAUUUCAAGAGGUGUUCCUGACACAAUUGUUGACAUCAUGAUUGACACUGGCGUAAAUGUCGAACCAGGAAGAUUUGUGCAUUUGGACAAAAGUGAAUUGCAAACGAAAAGUGUUUUCUACCAACCAAAUGGUGAAGUGUUUAACACCCUUUAUGAAAUUGAUGUGGUGGUUGAUUUUGAGAUUGACAAUGACAACAAGAAUGACAAGAAACGGCUGCAAAAAAGUAGUACGUAUAGUCCCCAUGAUCAGAACGAUAAAACACAAGCAGGUGAAGUACAAAAGCAAGUGCAGCAUGAGGACCCAGAGCCAACACCUCAGAAAAAGCCCCAGAAAAAUGAAAAAGACCAUGAGGGUGCAAAUGAACAUGAUGAGGACAAGCCGAAUGUGAUUGUUGAAACUUUUCAUAAAGUCACCGACUCAGUUAAAAACUUUUGGGCUAGUAUAUUUACUUAA
Molecule: messenger RNA, 1341 nt
Organism: Lodderomyces orthopsilosis Co 90-125
Lineage: Eukaryota; Fungi; Ascomycota; Pichiomycetes; Serinales; Debaryomycetaceae
Gene: PHR3
Product: 1,3-beta-glucanosyltransferase
Exons: 2
Coding region: 1-1341 (446 amino acids)
Biological process (GO): fungal-type cell wall (1->3)-beta-D-glucan biosynthetic process
Cellular component (GO): fungal-type cell wall; cytoplasm
Molecular function (GO): 1,3-beta-glucanosyltransferase activity
Source: RefSeq, a predicted model, not a curated record